ACACGUGCUAUGUGCUGUCCUUUGCCAUCAUCAUGCUCAACACCAGCCUGCACAACCCCAACGUGAGGGACAAGCCGCCUGUCGAGCGCUUCAUCUCCAUGAACCGUGGCAUCAACGAGGGCGGAGACCUGCCCGAGGAGCUGCUCAGGAAUCUGUACGAGAGUAUCAAGAGUGAGCCUUUCAAAAUCCCAGAGGACGACGGCAACGAUCUGACGCACACGUUCUUCAACCCGGACAGAGAAGGCUGGCUGCUGAAGCUGGGUGGAAGAGUGAAAACCUGGAAGAGGAGAUGGUUCAUUUUGACAGACAACUGCCUCUAUUACUUUGAGUACACAACAGACAAGGAGCCCCGUGGCAUCAUCCCCCUGGAGAACCUAAGCAUCCGAGAGGUGGACGAGCCCAGGAAGCCUAACUGCUUUGAGCUUUACAACCCCAACCACAAAGGCCAGGUCAUCAAGGCCUGCAAGACGGAGGCCGACGGGCGAGUGGUGGAGGGCAACCACGUGGUCUACCGGAUAUCAGCGCCCACGCCCGAGGAGAAGGAGGAGUGGAUCAAAUCCAUCAAAGCCAGCAUCAGCAGGGAUCCCUUCUACGACAUGCUCGCCACCAGGAAGCGACGCAUCGCCAACAAGAAGUGAGACCCUCUGCCUGCCCAGUGCUGACCCGAUGUCAACACCCCCUGGUCUCCCCACUGCCUGCUCAGAGCUAACCCCCCCUCCCACACACACACACACACACACACACACACACACACACACACACACACACAAACACACACACACACACACACACACUCACACUACCCCCUACCCUGGGCAGUGACAGCUGGCACAGACUCAUGGGACAACCCGCCGCUCCACUCCAAUCUGGUUGCCCUCCCUUGAUCCUUACCCACCCCCUGGACAGUGACAAAACUGGACAACAGCAGGGACACGAUGGGACCAACUGUGUCGAACAGCGUCCCGAAAAAUCCCCCAUCUCUGCUCCAUGCCACCACGUUCCCCACGCAAACACAAAGCACCCCACGCACUCAUGGGGCCUGUUUAGUCUGCUCCGCUCCUCUGUUUAUAGACAAUCCCAUCCUGUGUUUCUCUCAGUUCCCGGAGAAACAAAUCUGUGGUUAAUCUGUCAUUUUUCACACGCAUGCAUGUGUGUGGGUAUGUAUGUAUGUGAGUUUUGUAUGUAUGUAUGUAAGUAUGUAUACAAACGGACUGAGUAUAUUUGAUUGCUAUGCCAAGUGUCAACUGGACUUGUCAUGUCUUUUGUUUCUGUAGUCGUUUUGUUCGCUCCAAUCAUUCACUGUGAGGGGACCGAGCAAAGGCUGGCGUUUCCCCCUGAGCUAGCUAGCGUGCUUUAUCUGAGACGACCCAAAUUAUGGUAAAACUAUUGCAGUCUCUUCAGCGCUCAGUGUGUCAAGAGUGUAGCUGGUGCCAUUUGUUAUGCCGAAUGAGCUUAUCGUCAGUCUUAAGUUUUAUUUGAGUCAAACAAUCCUCAAUACUACAAUUUAAAAAAAAGUCAGCUGGACUGAUUUCAGACCUUGUGUUAACAAGAAAUUGAUUGUCCAUUAUUUUUUGGGAAGGUAGUGACCAGUGAAAUUAAGCUCAGUCCUUAGACAACGAGUGUAGACAGACAAAUCUACAGCCAGAUGUCAAAGUGAUGUAGUGCAUUUGCACCCUCUCGCCAACCCCCCCACCCCCUGUUUUUAGUCCACUAUUAAGAAAUUUCUUGCAGUUGUGUCUACCAUAUGAAAAAAAUAUAUUUGAAUAUCUUUUCUAAAUAUUUAUUUUCUCUGUGAAAAAAAAGUUCAGAUUUUACCAGUAAUUGUUAAACUAUAGACCUAAGUUAUGUGUACAUAAUGUAUAAAAAUUUGAUCUACUUUUUUGUGGACUAUAUGUAUUACACUUGCAAUAUAUACAAGCCCUGUGGAUGACUCUGUUAAUUUGUGGCUGAAAUAGUGAAAAUGAAGCAGUUCAUUGCCAAUGCUAAUGUCAUUUUCUAAUGGACCUUGGCAGUAAGAAUGAGCCGUCUCAACUCAAGCCUCAGACUGAGCUGAUUUGUCCUGCAGCCUUAAUCAUAACUAAUGUGAACGCAACAGUGUGAGGAAGCUUUUAUUUUGGAUAAAUGUUAUGAUUAUGAUGAUAAUAAUUAUACUGUAUUGAUGAUGACUAUUAUUAUUAUUAUGCUAAUGAUUACAGUCAUACUGACUGAUUUCUGUCUUUACUUUUUUCUCACCUCUAGUAGAUAUAUAAACGUUUGUACAAUUAUAAAGAGCCCCAUUAACAGGGCAGACUAUAACCUUCUACUGCUGAGCCCUGAGCUUGUAAACUUUUUUAAAUGUCUGUAAAAGCUAUUGGUCAUACUGUACAUUACAUGUGAGAACAUAAAAAAAAAAACGAUUGAGAAAAGCCGA
Molecule: messenger RNA, 2410 nt
Organism: Alosa alosa (allis shad)
Lineage: Eukaryota; Metazoa; Chordata; Actinopteri; Clupeiformes; Clupeidae
Product: cytohesin-3
Exons: 6
Coding region: 33-638 (201 amino acids)
Biological process (GO): regulation of ARF protein signal transduction
Molecular function (GO): guanyl-nucleotide exchange factor activity
Source: RefSeq, a predicted model, not a curated record